This is a messenger RNA of Adineta ricciae, 603 nucleotides long. The record is from the annotation of a GenBank genome assembly. Lineage: Eukaryota; Metazoa; Rotifera; Eurotatoria; Adinetida; Adinetidae.
AUGAUUGAUUCUUCAAUCGAAUUGCCAGAUCUUUGUUGGUUUAAUAUUUGUCAACAUUUAUCAGUAGGUGAAAUAGCUCAAUUAUCAUCAACAUGUCAAACGUUGCGUCAUAUGUUAUGGUCACGUGAAUCAUCUUUGUGGUUUUAUUUAAUUCAAUUGAAAUGUAAAUCAAUUGCUCUUUAUCGAUCAAUAAGAGAUUUAAUGGAUGAAGAUGAAAGUGAAGAUGAAAAUGCAAUUAUUUUCGAGAAUGAACGAUUUUCUCAAAGACUUCUAUCAGAAAUCAAAAUUUACCCAGUUUUCUAUGAAAAAUUUCUCAAUCUGGGACAGUUUUAUUCUUGAGAAUGUAUAAGUCCAAUAAUUCAACUAAAACCAGUGAAGAUUGACGAUGAUGGUGGAAUUUCUAUUAUAAAAUCUCAUGACUCAUCAAUUGCUCACCAUUUAACACUUUUCUUUUUCAAUAAAAUACCUUUAUGGGAUAAUUUACUUCCAGGUCGUUACGAUUUAACAUGUCAAAUGCGAUUACGACGUCAGUUGUUCGAUCAAUCUUCUAUUAAUGUUAAUUUACUUAAUGCAGCUCCUAUUGAUAUUAGUUCCCUCUACUGA